Messenger RNA from Panthera uncia (snow leopard), 1560 nucleotides. RefSeq names its product hydroperoxide isomerase ALOXE3-like. The annotation marks the transcript as partial. The transcript is spliced from 11 exons. Gene Ontology annotation, biological process: lipid oxidation; linoleic acid metabolic process. Gene Ontology annotation, molecular function: metal ion binding; oxidoreductase activity, acting on single donors with incorporation of molecular oxygen, incorporation of two atoms of oxygen. The record is from RefSeq and is a predicted model, not a curated record. NCBI's taxonomy places the organism in Eukaryota, Metazoa, Chordata, Mammalia, Carnivora, Felidae.
UUUUCAUCCCCCACAGCCACAACUAUUUGUCAGGACUCCCUGCCCCUCCUUCUGGAUCACAGGAGACGGGAACUCCAGAGUCGACAGGAAUGCUACCGCUGGAAGGUCUAUGCCCCUGGCUUCCCUGGCAUCAUAGACGUCAGCAACUUCGAGGAGAUGGAAACAGACAAGAAAUUUGCCCUGACCAAGACGGCACCUUGCACAGACCAAGGGGACAGCAGCGGGAAUCAGUACCUGCCUGGCUUCCCCAUGAAAAUCGACUUCCCGUCCCUGCUGCACAUGGACCCCAAUAUUCGCUACUCGGCCACCAAGACGGUCUCCCUGCUCUUCAACGCCAUCCCUGCGUCCUUGGGCAUGAAGCUUCGAGGACUGCUGGACCGCAAGGGCUCCUGGAAGAAGCUGGAUGACAUCCGGAAUAUCUUCUGGUGUCACAAGACCGUCACUUCAGAGUAUGUCACCGAGCACUGGUGCGAGGACCCGUUCUUUGGGUACCAGUAUUUGAAUGGUGUCAAUCCCGUCAUGCUCCACUGCCUCUCCAGCCUGCCCAGCAAGCUGCCUGUCACCAAUGACAUGGUGGCCCCCUCGCUGGGUCCGGACACCUGCCUGCAGACAGAACUAGAGAGGGGGAAUGUCUUCCUAGCGGACUACUGGAUCCUGGAGGAGGCCCCCGUCCACUGCCUCAACGGCCGCCAGCAGUACGUGGCCGCCCCGCUCUGCCUGCUGUGGCUCAACCCGCAGGGGGCGCUGGUGCCCUUGGCCAUCCAGGUGAGACCUGGGGCGGGCUUCGGGGGCGGGCUCAGGCGGCACGCCGGCAGCCUCGAGCCUCAACCCCCUUAUUAUUCUUGGACGCAGCUCAGCCAGAACCCCGGGCCCCAAAGCCCCAUCUUUCUGCCCACUGACUCCUACUGGGACUGGCUGCUGGCCAAGACGUGGGUGCGCAACUCGGAGUUCCUGGUGCACGAGCACAACACGCACUUUUUGUGCACGCAUUUGCUGUGCGAGGCCUUCUCCAUGGCCACACUGCGCCAACUGCCGCUGUGCCAUCCUGUCUACAAGCUCCUGCUUCCCCACACUCGCUACACGCUGCAGGUGAACACCAUCGCUCGAGCCACGCUGCUCAACCCCGACGGCCUGGUGGACCACGUGACGUCCGGCGGGAGGCAAGGCCUCCUCUACCUCAUAAGCACAGGUCUGGCCCACUUCACCUACACCGAUUUCUGCCUUCCGGACAGCCUGCGGGCCCGCGGCGUCCUGACCAUCCCCAACUACCAUUACCGAGACGACGGCCUGAAGAUCUGGGCGGCCAUUCAGAGCUUCGUCUCAGAAAUCGUGGGCUACUAUUAUCCUAGUGACGCAUCUGUGCAGCGGGACACGGAGCUGCAGGCCUGGGUCGGCGAGAUUUUUGCUCAGGCCUUCUUGGGCCGGGAAAGCUCAGGCUUCCCGCAAAGGCUGUGCACUCCGGGAGAGCUGGUGAAGUUCCUUACUGCCAUCAUCUUCAACUGCUCGGCCCAGCAUGCCGCGGUCAACAGUGGGCAGCAUGACUUUGGGGCCUGGAUGCCC